GCGGCCAGAGUCGAGUACAACUGGUCAGUGUCCAACAUCAACGUCAAGAUGGACGGCGUUAACAAUCGCCUCGCGGUGGCAGUCAAUGGCCAAAUACCGAUGCCGCUUGCCAUUGCGUCGCUCGGCGAUACACUCGUAUUGAACUUGCGCAAUGAGCUGAAUGAGCCCACUGGGCUGCACUCCCACGGCAUUCUCAACAAUGGCACCAACUAUUAUGACGGGGCUGGGAUGGUGACAGAGUGCGGGAUUGCUCCGAGAUCGCAGAUGGCCUACGAAAUCCCGCUUACGCAGACGGGCACGUACUGGAUUCAUGGGCACCACGGCAGCCAAUAUAUCAACGGGCUGCGCGGACCGCUGAUUAUUGUUGACCCAAAUGGCGAGCCCUACAAGUAUGACGAGGACAUUGUGCUGACCUUUGAAGACUGGUUCCCUAAGGCGUCGACCAUCAACACCACUGAUCCGACAAAAAAGUACCCAUUGGCUGUUAUCAAUGGUAUUUCUGGCGACUACGCACCCGACUUAAAAUUUGUUCCCGGUCGCACGUACCGCGUAAGGCUGUUGAAUAUUGGCUCGUCCACUAUGUUCCGGUUUGGCAUCGAGGGCCACGACAUGCACGUGAUCGAGGCCGACGGAAUAUCUACAAAGAUGAAGAAGGUGCAGAGCGUGACUUUGGGCAUUGCUCAGCGAGUGUCGGUUCUGAUCAAGGCGCGUCCAACAGCCGUUCAGAACUUCAGGUACCACUUUGACCUAUUUAGCGAUAUAUUCCCCCGGUUGAAAGGUUACAAUCCGCGCAGGCACAUGGGGUCGAUAAUGUACGGCGAGGAGUUGGAGUAUGGCCCGGUCGAGCAGAUGUUUUGGGAUGAGUUUGAUGAUUUGAGUUUAGUGCCGCUUGACAAUGAGCCAUUGCUCCAGCCCGACGUCGUCCACGAUAUAAUCUUGAGCGCCCAGCGCACGCCGACUGAUCUUGUGCGGGCGUACAUUAACGGAAUAUCAUUUGCGCUGCCGAGCAUUCCCUCGCUGUUUACGGCGCUCAACCACACAGCGAACACUCGCGUGAGCUCGACUGACUUUGGCCGCCAAUGCAAUGCCAAGAUACUGCGCCACCUUGACGUUGUAGAGUUGCGGUUGCUGAAUACAGACACGGUGCAUCACCCGAUGCACUUGCAUGGCCACUUUUUCCAGAUAGUCGAGAGGGGAACAAUCGGCGAUCCGGUGAGCGCGAGAAUGUCCUCGAACACGCCGAUGCGCCGAGACACGAUUCUGAUGGCUCCAAACACAUACGCUGUGCUAAGAUUCCGGGCCGAUAAUCCUGGCGUGUGGAUGAUGCACUGCCAUAUUGAGCGCCACAUGGAGCUUGGUCUUUCAAUGAUGUUUGUAACGGCACCUGAGGUCAUGCGCGAGAGAAUCAAGGUACCGGAGAAAAUGAAGGAGCAGUGCAGGCUGCUGGGCAUU
Kickxella alabastrina is the source of this 1452-nucleotide messenger RNA. RefSeq names its product Cupredoxin. The annotation marks the transcript as partial. NCBI's taxonomy places the organism in Eukaryota, Fungi, Kickxellomycota, Kickxellomycetes, Kickxellales, Kickxellaceae. The record is from RefSeq and is a predicted model, not a curated record. The transcript has 2 exons. Gene Ontology annotation, molecular function: copper ion binding; oxidoreductase activity.